Messenger RNA from Acanthosepion pharaonis, 786 nucleotides. Lineage: Eukaryota; Metazoa; Mollusca; Cephalopoda; Sepiida; Sepiidae. The record is from the annotation of a GenBank genome assembly.
AUGGCGUCAAGUUGUUCUACUACUACUGCUACAACUUUAUCCUUUUCUUCUUCUUUUUCUUUCUCCUCCUCUUACUACUACUUCUACGUCUUUCUCCUUCCCUUCUUCUUCUUUUCUUUCUCGUUUUCUUCUUCUUCUUCGCCUUCUUCUUCCACUACUAUUACUACCUCUACUACUUCUUGUGCUACGUCUUUCUGCUUUUCUUCUUCUACUUCUUUCUCCUUUUUUCUUCUUCUUUUUCUUCUUCGUCUUCUUUUUCUUCCUCCUCCUCCUACUUCUUCUUCUAUGUCUUUCUCCUUUUCUUCUUCUUCUCCCUCUUCUUCUACUACUACUGCUACUACUACUUUUUGUUCUACGUCUUUCUGCCUUUCUUCUUCUUCUUCUUUUUCCUCUUCUUGUACUACAUUCUCAUUUCUUUUCCUUCCUCUACUACUACUACUUUAUCCUUUUCUUCUUCUUCUUCCUCCUCCUCUUACUACUACUACUUCUACGUCUUUCUCUUUCCCUUCUUCUUCUUCUCUUUCUGCUUUUCUUCUUCUACUACUUCUUUUUCCUUUUCUUGUUCUUCUUUUUCUUUUUUCUUCUUUUACAUCUUUCUCCUUCUGUUGUUGCUGUUAUUCUUCUUCUUCUUUUUCUUCUUCUUCUUUUUCUACUACUACUACUACUUUCUCCUUUCUUCUUCUUUUUCGUCUUCUUCUACUUCUUUCUUCUUCUUCUUCUUCUUCUUCUUUUUCUCCCUUUCUCUCUUUCCUCAAUCCUCUUUAUUAUUGUCUCUCUUUCCCUUGA